UUAAGAAAACGGAACUAAGUCUUUGCUGCUGACGUGAAGACGCUGCGCGCUGUGAGUGUGGGCAGGAAGAGCGUGUGAGAGCGCAUUGAUCAUUUCUUGCACAGAGGCAUUGCACAAGGAUCUGCUGGGGCUCAACAUGUUACAUAUCUAAUGCGGGGGCACGGUCAAAAUCAAUCCCACUCUCACCCAAAACACAGAUCCUGCGAGAUCACCCCCCAGAUCCAACAAACGGGGACGAAAACGGCACCCAGAGAAGAGCUGCUUGUGGUUUGAAAACAUAGGGGCGGCCAGCGGGUGGAAAGCGCAUUCGAGAAGACGGCAGCGGGAGAGGGACUGUUCCAGGAGCCAUGAGAGAAUACAAAGUAGUCGUGCUGGGAUCUGGCGGAGUCGGUAAAUCAGCAUUGACUGUUCAGUUUGUGACGGGAUCCUUUAUAGAAAAAUAUGAUCCUACGAUCGAAGACUUCUACAGAAAGGAGAUCGAAGUGGAUUCGUCGCCCUCGGUGUUGGAAAUCUUGGACACCGCGGGCACCGAGCAGUUCGCCUCCAUGAGAGAUCUGUAUAUCAAAAACGGGCAGGGCUUUAUUUUGGUCUACAGUCUGGUGAACCAACAGAGCUUCCAAGAUAUCAAACCAAUGAGGGAUCAAAUCAUCCGAGUAAAAAGGUACGAGCGGGUACCCAUGAUCUUAGUAGGGAACAAGGUGGAUUUGGAAGGUGAGAGAGAGGUCUCUUCCGGGGAAGGCAAGGCUCUGGCCGAUGAGUGGAAUUGCCCGUUUAUGGAAACUUCAGCCAAAAAUAAAGGCUCGGUCGACGAACUGUUUGCAGAGAUUGUCAGACAAAUGAACUAUGCUUCAGCGCCAAACGGGGAAGACCAGUGCUGCUCGUCGUGUGUUAUUCUUUAAAACUUGUUUUAAUUCUCUUUUAAAGUUUGCAAUGUGUGUUGCAGGGAUUCUUGACUGAGUUGAGUUCUUCGCGUCUCCCGUUGGCCUGAGACGGAAUGUGAGCACUGCUAUGGGAGGGUCCCUCCUAGGAAACCUGGGAGAAAUGUCUCUCUCUUCAGGAAUUCGGCGUGAUUGGAGUAUCUUUGCAGUACUCUCAAUGUAUAUCAUUGAUGUCUACAAAAGUGGCGAAGUUUAAACUCCAGUCUCAACUUGCACUCUCAACUGGAAGUAAACCCCAACGCGGAUGUCGAAACUGAGACUUGUGCACCAACGUUUCUUCGAGGGAAGAAGAAAAUAAGAUCAAAUUUAUAUUUUAUAACUGCUGCAUUGAAUUGGGGUUGGAAAAAUAGGUGGUAUUUUUUCCCUUCAUGAAAAGUACAUUACGUAAAGUUGUAUUUGUAUUUUUCAUUUUGGUGGUGACGUCAAAAUAUGAGACUGCUUCAGUUGCGCAAGGACCUUACUGUCAUGACGUGAGGACGCAGACCGCCCCACGUCUAGUGCCUUCCAGUAUCAGUCAUUCUGUUUAGUGCCAAUCCGAGUCACCACAAGAAUCUCAUUAUAUGGCAAUCCACAGAGUACUUAACUGUUUCACUCUGGUUAAUCUCAUGGAGGUAAAAAUCUAAACAAAAGGCCUAUUGUGAGUGGAAUGGCGGUUUCCCCAUUUUCUGUGUUUUAUGUCAGUUUGGCCUUUGAAAUGUACGUUUUUAUAUUUGGUCAUAUUCUGACUGAAUUUUAAUUUAAAUUCAUAGGUACUGCAAUCCCCAAGGUUGACUCAAACAAACCAUGUCUUUUCUCAG
Megalops cyprinoides (Indo-Pacific tarpon) is the source of this 1735-nucleotide messenger RNA. Its product is annotated as ras-related protein Rap-2b. Gene Ontology annotation, biological process: negative regulation of cell migration; Rap protein signal transduction. The record is from RefSeq and is a predicted model, not a curated record. The transcript has 2 exons. Gene Ontology annotation, cellular component: plasma membrane. Gene Ontology annotation, molecular function: GTPase activity; GDP binding; GTP binding. NCBI's taxonomy places the organism in Eukaryota, Metazoa, Chordata, Actinopteri, Elopiformes, Megalopidae. Bases 348 to 899 code for a protein of 183 amino acids.